This is a messenger RNA of Pygoscelis adeliae (Adelie penguin), 4694 nucleotides long. RefSeq names its product cyclin-dependent kinase 12 (gene CDK12). NCBI's taxonomy places the organism in Eukaryota, Metazoa, Chordata, Aves, Sphenisciformes, Spheniscidae. Gene Ontology annotation, molecular function: cyclin binding; cyclin-dependent protein serine/threonine kinase activity; RNA polymerase II CTD heptapeptide repeat kinase activity. Gene Ontology annotation, cellular component: nucleus; cyclin/CDK positive transcription elongation factor complex. Gene Ontology annotation, biological process: positive regulation of transcription elongation by RNA polymerase II; transcription elongation by RNA polymerase II; protein phosphorylation. The record is from RefSeq and is a predicted model, not a curated record.
AUGCCAAAUCCGGAGAGACAUGGGGGCAAGAAGGAUGGGGGCGGCGGGGGGUCCUCGCAGCACGCGCCUGGCAGCGGGAGUUCGAACAGCAAGGAGAGGCACCGCUGGGCCCCCAGGCACAAGAGCAACUCCAAGGAGUCACCGCUGGCGGCCCAGGAGACGGCGGCACCCUUGGGCGCGAUGAUCAAGCCGCUGGUGGAGUAUGACGACAUCAGUUCAGAUUCGGAUACCUUCUCGGAUGAUGUGGCCCUCAAGCUGGACAGGAGGGAGAACGAGGAAAGGAGGGCGGACCGGAGUGAGAGGAUACAGAAGCACCGGCACCACCAGCACAAGCGCAUUCGUGAGCUGAUGAAGAGCAAACAGGCAGAAAAAGAGAGGAAGUUAGAAAAGAGCCUGGAGGCAUCCAGCAGGUCCGGGUCCACCAAGGAGAGAAUAUCGGGAUCCUCCAAGAGACUCCUUGAAAGCGAGGAGCACCCGAAGUCGCUGUCCUCAAAGAGUAGCAACAAGGAGUCUCGGUCAGCCAAAGCGCACAAGGAGAAAUCCAGGAAGGAUCGGGAGCUCAAGUCCAGCCACAAAGAGCGCGGUAAAAGCCAUCGGAAAAGGGACGCUCCCAAAAGUUACAAAACAAUUGACAGUCCGAAGCGGAAAUCCAGAAGUCCUCACAGAAAGUGGUCCGACAGCCCUAAAUUGGACGACAGCCCCUCAGGAGCCUCCUACAUCCAGGAGUACGAUCUCAGCCCUCCCCGCUCUCACACAUCCAGUAACUACGAUCCCUACAGGAAGAGCCCUGGCGGCUCCUCGCGCCGGCAGUCGAUCAGCCCACCCUACAAGGAGCCCGUGGCUUACCAGUCGAACACUCGCUCUCCCAGCCCUUACAGCCGGCGGCAGAGGUCCAUAAGUCCCUAUAACAGGAGGCGCUCCUCGAGCUACGAGAGAGGCAGGGGGUCGUACAGCGGGAGGUCACCGAGCCCUUACGGCCGACGGCGCUCCAGCAGCCCUUUCGCCGCGAAGCGGUCUGUGAGCCGAAGCCCCAUCGCCAGGAAGUCUGUGAAGUCCCGAAGCCGAAGCCCUGGGUACUCAAGACACUCAUCAUCUCACAGUAAAAAGCAGAGGUCUGGGUCACGCAGUCGCCAUUCCAGUAUAUCACCGACAAGGCUACCGCUGAACUCCAGUCUGGGGGCAAGAAAAAAAAAGGAGCGAGCGGCAGCGGCAGCAGCUGCAGCCAAGGUGGAUGGGAAGGAGGCAAAGGGCUCACCUGUUUUCCUGUCUAGGAAGGAGAACAGCUUAGCUGAACUUAAGGAGUCUGGAACAGAAUCUAAAAAGGUCAUCAAAACUGUUAAGUCUGAAAAAUCAUCUUCAGAUACAGAAUUAGUUAAUUUACUGUAUACGAAUGCAGAGACUAAAGCCCCUGCAGAGACGACAAAAAUCAAGGCAGAGGAGAACUCUGAGAGGAAACAUCCUGUUCCAGUUAGAGAUUCAAAACAGACGGGAACAAAAGACUCGAAGCCUGUAGCAGUGGCAGAGGACCUCCUAUCUCCAAAAGAGACAGAGGCAGCAGAGAAGGAGAUUCCACCCCCGCUACCCUCGAUAAAAUCGCCUCCUCCACCUCUGCCGACAACCACACCACCACCUCCAACUCCGCCGUUGCCGCCUUUGCCGCCAUCACCUGCUGUUCCACCUUUGCCACCAUCCCAACCGACUCCCGUUCAGGUCCCUACUUCAGCCCCAACAUCUUUGCCAUCUUCUGCCCACCCAAGGACGUCUACUUUAUCCUCUCAGGUGAACUCUCAGUCCUCUGUCCAAGUUGCUACAAAAACACAAGUGUCUGUGACGGCUGCUAUCCCACACCUGAAAACUUCAACGUUGCCUCCGCUUCCGCUCCCCCCUAUUUUAGUUGGGGAAGAUGACUUGGAUAGUCCAAAAGAGAUUCUUCCUCCAAAACCUGUGAAGAAAGAUAGAGAGCAGAGACCACGACACUUACUCACGGACCUCCCGCUCCCUCCAGAGCUCCCUGGAGGGGAUCCAUCUCCUCCUGACUCCCCGGAACCAAAGGCAGCCACACCACCUCAGCAACCGUUCAAAAAGAGACCAAAAAUCUGUUGUCCUCGGUAUGGGGAAAGGAGACAGACGGAAAGCGACUGGGGGAAGCGUUGCGUGGACAAGUUUGAUAUCAUUGGGAUUAUUGGAGAAGGGACAUAUGGGCAGGUGUACAAAGCCAAGGACAAGGAUACAGGUGAAUUGGUGGCUCUCAAGAAGGUGCGACUGGACAAUGAAAAGGAAGGCUUCCCCAUCACGGCCAUCCGUGAGAUCAAAAUCCUUCGGCAGCUGAUCCACCGCAGUGUUGUUAACAUGAAGGAAAUUGUCACGGACAAACAAGAUGCACUGGAUUUCAAGAAGGACAAAGGUGCCUUUUACCUUGUGUUUGAGUACAUGGACCAUGACCUAAUGGGGCUGCUAGAAUCUGGCUUGGUACAUUUCUCAGAGGACCAUAUCAAGUCUUUCAUGAAACAGUUAAUGGAGGGUCUGGAUUAUUGUCACAAAAAGAAUUUCCUUCAUCGAGAUAUUAAGUGCUCCAACAUCUUAUUGAACAACAGUGGGCAAAUCAAACUUGCAGAUUUUGGACUCGCCCGACUCUACAGCUCGGAGGAGAGCCGUCCAUACACAAAUAAAGUCAUUACAUUAUGGUAUCGACCUCCAGAAUUGCUGCUAGGUGAGGAGCGUUACACACCAGCCAUAGAUGUGUGGAGCUGUGGCUGUAUCCUCGGGGAACUGUUUACAAAGAAGCCUAUUUUUCAAGCCAAUCUGGAACUGGCUCAGCUUGAAUUAAUCAGCCGGCUCUGUGGGAGCCCCUGUCCAGCGGUGUGGCCAGAUGUCAUCAAGUUGCCCUACUUCAACACUAUGAAACCGAAGAAGCAAUACCGAAGGCGCCUGCGUGAGGAGUUCUCCUUCAUUCCUUCGUCUGCUCUCGACCUGCUGGACCACAUGCUGACGCUAGACCCUGGCAAGCGCUGCACAGCAGAACAGGCCCUGCAGAGUGACUUCCUUAAGGAUGUUGACCUCAGCAAAAUGGCACCUCCAGACCUUCCCCACUGGCAAGAUUGCCAUGAGCUGUGGAGCAAGAAACGCCGACGGCAGCGGCAAAGCGGGAUUGCAGUGGAGGAGCCACCGUUAUCAAAAGUUUCUCGGAAAGAAACUACCUCUGUUACAAGCACAGACACUGUCAAAAACAACAGCAGUCCUGUGCACCCACAGCCUGCCCAGCUCAAAACAGAGUCUGGUGCUGGAGAUGCAGUAGGCCUUGGAGAAAUCACCCAGCAGCUGAAUCAGAGCGAACUAGCUGUUUUACUGAACUUGCUGCAGAGCCAGACUGAUCUGAGUGUCCCACAGAUGGCCCAGCUGUUGAACGUACACUCUAACCCAGAGAUGCAGCAACAGCUGGAGGCUCUCAACCAGUCCAUCAACGCUCUGACAGAAGCCACAACUCAGCAGCACGAGUCUCAGACAGCAGCAGCAGAGGAAGCCAUAGAAGAGCCACCCGCGGAGGCCCAGCUACCGGAGGAGCAGGCGACUCCAGAAACAGCCAGCGCUCAGGGAGAUAUGCAGAACGUGCUGGCCGUUCUGCUGAGUCAGCUGAUGAAGAGCCAGGAGCCUGUUAUAACCCUGGAGGAGAGCAACGGGGAGAAGAGCAGUGAGCAACGGGGGCCAAGGAAAACCCCUACAAUGCACCCGGAGGAAAGUACAGGGGGCGGCAGGGGGUGUGGAUGGGAGGAGGAAAGGUGCUGGGUGCUAGAAUGUGGUCGAGCCUCAGAUUUCAAGACCGAGACAGACACUGACCCACUCCCUGCGCAAGAAGCGGAGUCGCUCGGCCACACGACGCACGAACACCAAGCCUCCAGAGCCGCGGACUACGGCAGGGCCCACUCCUCCAGGACUUACAGCGCUGAGGGCUCAGAGGGGGGAUUCGGUGCCGAGGAGCUGAAUUCGGGCCAGACGCUACUAGAACCCUCUGCCCAGCCUCUGGGGAAAAGCAGGACCUUCUUGGGCUCCAUGAGCCACCUUGGGGAGACGAGCAAUUACCAGGGCACAGGAUCUGUCCAGUUUCCAGGGGACCAGGACCUCCGCUUCGCCAGAGUCCCCGUCGCCAUACACUCGGUUGGGCAAUCUUUUACGAAAGCCGAGGGGAGCAACAACACGCUGGUACAUCCAGAGGCCAAAAUUCAAAAUUACGGCGAGCUGGGACCGGGGAGCGCCGGUUCCAGUGGGGCAGGAACAGGUCACAGCUGGGGCGCCCCAACCCAGGCGACUUCUUCUUACGGGAAGGCGUACCGUGGGCCUGGCAGAGUGCCUCCGCGGGGGGGACGGGGGAGAGGGGUUCCUUACUGAGAGAUGCGCCUUUCGCGCCGGUCCUCCCCUCCCUCGCCUCUCCACCUUUAGCGACAUGACUUUUUCGCCAGAGCAAGGUCUUGUCCGCAUUUCAGCUGCUGCAAAGCUCCCUGUUGUAUUCCUUGCUAGGCUGCCGGCGGGCGCCCCGUGACUUGCUGUAGGGUCCCCACUUGGGCGUCUCGCUGGCCAAAACCUCUCGCGCUUGGUUAGUGACAAAAAACAAAACAAAAAAACAAAAAACAAACAAAAAAACCCACCGCAAACAGCGGUGAGCUUUCUGCCCUGAGCCAGCAGAGGGGGGGGAAUUGUUU